AGGAAACAGCAGCUGGUGGCUGAGGAAGGGAGCUGAUGUGUCUGUUGGAGCUUGAGGGGUAGCGGGAGGAGGUGAAAGGGCCUCCCCAAAGGCUCUGCCGGAUUAAUCAAAGAUGCAAACCGACAGAAUUCAGAAAUGUGUGAAUCCUUGCAAGUUGCCUGAAGGAUUUCAAAGCAAGGUCGUGGCACCUCGCAAUCCGAAGCUGAUCAGAGAAGAAAAGAAGAAGGAUGCCCCACUGACUCCAUCUACCUUCCUGAAAGAGAUGUCUCUCACAACGGAGCAGAAACUGGCAGACACCCAUGAGAUGCGCCUCCCUCGCAUCGUCCAGCUUUUAGACAUGAGCGAAACUUCGCACCAGAAGUUCUCUUCUGUCGAUCUGGACCAGACGCUGUUUCAACCAUUCCCAUCAGAAGUGAUUUUCCAGAAUUUUGCCCCUUGCGAGAUCUAUGAAGUGCCACUGAUUCUGCGGAACAAUGACAAGAUUCCCAGGCUGGUGAAAGUGGUCCUGCAGAGUUCACCCUAUUUUCAAGUCAUUAGUCCUAAUAACGUGUGCAACAAAGUUGCACCUGGCAUGCCAUCUACAUUUCGCAUCCUCUUCACUCCGGAGGAGAACAAGGAUUAUUUGCAUGAGGUGACCUGCAUUACCGAAAGGGAAAAAUUUAUUGUGCCUAUCCGAGCCAUUGGAGCCAGGGGCAUUCUGGACUUCCCUGACCAGCUGAAUUUCUCUACCUGCCCUGUCAAGUACAACACACAGAAAACGCUGCUGGUUCGCAACAUUGGGAACCGAGAAGCCCGCUAUCAGAUCACUACGAAGAGCCCUUUCGCUGUUGAACCCUCCACUGGGACCCUUGGAGUUGAGGAGACCACACAGUUCACAGUUGAAUUUCUGCCACAGGAGACGGGCAAUCACUCUGAAGACCUGGUAGUGCAUUACGACACAGGGGAGGAUAUCCAUGUCCACAUCUAUGGCGCAGCUGAAGAUGUUAAUGUGAGACUGGAGAAGAACUCCUUGACCAUCGAGAAGACCUACAUCACUUUAGCAAACCAGAAGUCUGUAGCUAUUCACAAUCGGAGCAACAUCAUUGCUCAUUUCCAGUGGAAGUUCUUUGUGACACAAGCAGAGGAGGAACAGAAAAAACAGCUGUUCUGCCGUUCACUGAAGGUCGAGGAAGACGGUGUGGUUGAUCUGUUUCUGGAGGAAUGCAUCACAAAUCCCGCUCUCCGUGAGCACCUCUCCAUAGUCACCCGGACGUUUCGGAACCGCCAGGCAGCAGUGUAUGAGGACCCCAUGCUUUUCAACAACAACAUCUUCACCAUUGAACCUCUGGAGGGAGAUGUCUGGCCCAAUUCCACAACUGAAGUGAGCGUGAUUUUCAGGCCUCAAGAAGCGGGGAUUUAUCAUCGCACCGUGUAUUGUGAUAUCUCAGGCCGUGAGAGCAGACUCCCUCUUCGUAUCAAAGGAGAGGCCAUGGGUCCCAAGCUGCUUUUCAACUUUGACCAGCUGAACAUUGGCAAAAUUUUCAUUGGGUCAGCCCACAGUUAUGAGGCCAUCCUGUCUAACCAAGGAGCUAUAGAUGCCCUCUUUAGUAUGAAGUCCUCGUACACAACGCAGGGCUCCUGCUUUAGCUUUCAUCCCAGCGAAGGUAUCAUCCAACCUGGAGACCAUCAAGCCGUCCAGAUUACCUUCAGUUCCACAAUGCUGGGAGAGUUUUCUGAAGAGUUCCAGUUCAAUGUCAAUGGAUCUCCCCAGCCUGUGAACUUAGUGAUCAGGGGUUGCGUUAUUGGACCUACAUUUCAUUUCAACGUCCCGUCCCUCGAUUUUGGGGAUGUCUCCUUCGGUUUUCCUCACACUCUUUCCUGCUGCAUCAGCAACACAUCUCUGGUACCGAUGACCUUCAGCCUUCGCGUCCCAGGAGAUGGCUGUGAGCCAAGCGUUGAGAGUCGAAUUCAAGCCUCUGACAUCACACGGGAAAGCUGGAAAAAGGCACAUGUUGGAAACGCGAGGCCAAAGGAAUUUGCCAUUUAUCCCAGCCAUGGUACCAUCCGUUCGCAAGGGCUCAUGGAUAUCCAGGUGACCUUAUGUUCCAACACUGUGAAGAAAUAUGAAACGGCGCUGGUGGUCGAUGUGAAGGGUAUCGGUGAGGAAGUGCUGGCACUUCUAAUUACAGCCAGAUGCAUCACACCUGACCUGCGAGUGGCUGAUCCCACCGUGAAUUUUGGACGUUGUUUCCUGAAGUUCCCCUACCAGCAAGUGGUGUGUGUCAUUAAUGACAGCGACCUGCCAGGGUGCUAUGGCCUCCUCCCCCAGGUCUGUGAAUAUAAAAAGGACACACCAAUCCUAUAUUCCAGUCCUGCACCAUGUGGCAUCAUUGCGCCUCAUGCCGUGGUUGAGAUCCCCGUUGCUCUGGAAGUCCAGGAGAUGGGGCAGCAGGAAGCCACAGCCCGCAUGGCUGUUUUUGGGAGUAAAGACCCACCUCUGGCAAUUGAUCUGGUGACCUUUGGAGAAGGGCCGGUUGUUUAUGUGCAUCCUUCUAAUCUAGAUUUUGGCAACAUCCAGGUCUUAAAGGAUGCCUCCAUGAUGCUCUACCUUUCCAAUCAAUCUGUUAUUCCUGCACCAUUCAAGGCACAGAUGGCCCGCAGUAAUUCUCUGUGGAGGAUUGAGCCCUGUAAGGGAGUAGUUCCUCCAGAGUCUGAGAUAUCAAUCACUCUGAUAGCACACCUGGAUGAUACUGUGCAAGUCCAGGACAAAGUCCACCUGGCCGUGGAGAACAGCAUUUCCUAUAUCGUCCCAAUCCAGGCCACUGGCAUUGGUACCACCAUUGUCACUGACAAGCCCUUUGCUCCAGCCAUCGAUCUGGGACCCCACUUCAGUUUGGACCCUUGCUGCUAUCGCUUCAAGGUAACAAACCGUGGACGUCGCACCCAUCAGCUUUACUGGAUGACAGAGGGUUUCCCCCCAUUUUGCCAGUACAAGACCCUGCCUGCCACAAAGAACAGGAGUGCCCAUCCAAAACCUGAUCCCCGGUUGCCUGUGUUUAAACUGCAGCCAUUGAGGAUGGAACUGGCCCCAGGAAAGUCCAUGGACAUGAUACUGGAAGGCUCUUCUGACACUCCCAGGGUGGUGAAGGAAAGGCUGAUAUGCCAUGCCAUCAUAGGGAAGCACUCCGGGAAGGAGCGUAUCAUGACAGUGGAUGUCAUCUGCGAAUUCAUUGCACCCGUUCUACAGAUUUCCUCCAGAGCCAUCAAAUUCCAAGUGGAAAAGAGCCCCGGUGGGGCCUUGACUAUGCAGUAUGAGCCUUUGAACUUAAACAAUGUAUCGUCUUUGCCAGUCAACAUCCUUCUGUCCUUGCAAUAUCCCUUCCUUCUCUGCAAUAGCCAACAGCAAUGUCUCCCUGCACCCUGCAAGCCUAUACCGGUAGACGUUAAUGGGGAACAACAUCUUUGUAUCGGGUUUGACCCCACUUACAGAGAUGACCUUUAUAAUCGAGUUGCAGAGGAAGUCUUAACUGUACGUUACCUUGAGCAUCCUCACAUGGACCAAGUCAACCUUCGGGGAGAAGUGCGCUUCCCAAACCUGGACUUCGAAACUAUGGAUCUGAAUUUUGGCUGCAUUUUGAAUAACACAGAAGUUGUUCGCUACGUUAAUAUGACCAACUUCAGCCCUCUUGUUGUCAAAUAUUGCUGGUCCUUUCUGCGGAGUGCCCCUGGGACCCAAAUCAGAUUCAGUCCCAGAGGGACCUCACCUCUUAAUGAACAGAAACCCACAAUGGAGUACCAAGUCCUACAGCAGUCUCAAGCAUCCCCACGUGAGAGUGAAGACUCUGAGAGAUAUGAGGCUAUAGAAGAAACUGAGACCUGUAUAGGUGAAGAUGAGACUUCUGUUAGACAACUUUCAGAUACUGGGAAUGAGAGUUCAGAGAGAAAGACCUCGCCAAGUGCUGAUGAAGUGGAAAGAAUUCUUCUAAAAAAGAAUCAGGAAGAGAACAAGAAAGCGCCCAAGGAGCAUCAUACAACAAGCGUGGAAGAAGUGUUUGACAUCCUUCCCCUGUAUGGGAUUCUGCAGCCAGGGGAAGCUCAGCAAAUGACAUUCACUUUCUAUGGCCACGCCGACAUUGUGGCCUGCGUCAAAGCAGUUUGCGAAGUGGAAGGCGGCCCCACCUACGAGAUCCUGCUCCGUGGUGAGGCCUCUCAUGUCAGUUAUGCAUUUGACAACAAGGAGAUUAACUAUGGGUUCCAGCCUUUUGAUCAAGUCUGUGAGGCCGAGAUCACAUUGAGGAAUACCGGAAAAGUUGGAUUUCUGUACACUAUUCUCGAUGAAAUUCAGGCUUCAGCCAACAACCCUCCACCCGGUGUGCCGCUGACUCUGCCCUUCAGUAAUUAUAUUGAGUCACAAAAAGAGCAGGUGCUGAAAGUCUAUUAUUUGCCUGGUAUACCUGAGGCCUUUCACAGGACUUUCAAGAUCCAAGUAGCUCACCUGGAACCAGACCACAUCACUCUGAAAGGAGAGGGUAUCUUCCCCAGAAUUCUCCUGGAUCUGCCCAGAAACAUACAAGGAAAUGAUCUUUUCAGCAACAUCCUCAGAGAGGCCAAGCAACGUCUUGAACAAAAUUCACUGCAAGAGACACUGUUCAGCAGCCUAGAGGCUACGUGUCCCUCCAUGGAUGAAAACUCCACUGCAUUCGACAUACUGCUGCACGUAGAAGUGGAGAGGCUGCUUGUUCAACAGCACGCCCUGGAGCAGCAGCGGUUCUUGGCCUCUGAAGACCCAACCAUUAGCCAGAGAGCUUUCCGGAGACUCGUCAAAGCGCAUCUACCUGAGUACAUCUUGAACUUCGGCUUUGUUAUUUUGGGUACCGUAGUGACACAUAUUGUCAAAAUCACCAACACCAGCAACUUCCCUGUGUCCUUCCAUGCAGACAAGCGGAACCUGCAAGAUACAGGUUUCACCACUGAACUGGACCGAGUGAAGCACCUGCCAUACCGCGAGACUGAGACCUUUGAAAUACGGUUUGACCCCCAGAGUGCCAACCAGCCUCUUGGAGAGGUGAAAGUGCUGCUGCCCAUCAAGGUAGUGUCUGGGCCCACAUUUCACAUCUCUCUCCAUGCCACAGUCAUCAUGCCAUCCCUCUGCAUAUCCAUUGAAAACUGUGAAUUCUCCGCUGUGCAAUGUGGCCAGUGUCAAGUGGAGACUGUUCAGUUUCAUAAUCAGCUGCAAGUCGCAUGCCAGUGGUUUGCCACCAGCAAUGAGCGAACGAAAAAGGUGGACAAGCACAUGCCGGCAGCCUUGCGUAGGAAAAUGCGCCAAGAACUGAAGAGCAAGCCGCACGUCUUUGAGAUGAUCCCUUCCUGUGGGAUCCUGGCUCCUGGAGAGCGGCUUACUGUGCAAAUAAAGUUUGCACCAAGAGAAGAGAAAUUCUACAGCAACGACCUGAUUGUGAGCAUCGCUCAAAGCACUCAUCAGCUGCAUUUCCACGUCACAGGACAUGGUCUAGAGCCACGUCUAGAGUUCAUCCCUUCUAUUGUGGAACUUGGACCCCUCCUGCCUUACGCUCUUGGGGAUGAGGCCGAAGUGGUGGUGAAGAACCCAUGCAGCUUCCCCAUUGAGUUCUAUUCCUUGGAACUGGACCAGCAGUAUUUGUUGGAAGAACGGAUUUUGCGAAUGUUGGAGGGCUAUGACAGCCAUAAAAUGCUCCUGUUGCCUCCUCGCUUGCCUGGUGAGAGGCUGCCUCCUGAAGUGCUAGAAUAUUAUGAGAAGCAGAAGAAGACUCUAGAAGAAGAAGAAAUCGCCCCUGCAUCUGAACACAAAAUAAAGCCGCUGCCUUCUGGUAUGGUAUCCGCCGGCUCUGUUCUCCUUUCUGCUACGCAUUUUGAAGGACCCCGCACUUAUAGGGUGGAAUCAAAAUUUGAUCAGGAGGAGGAAGAGGAAGAAGAGAGCCCUGAAAAAGUCCAAGUGCAAGGACAAGGACAAGGCAGUCAGCUGAGCGUUGUCAAACUGAAGGAGGUUGUGGGAGAAAUAGACCACAAUCCUGUUUCCCGUGCUAUUGCCCGCCACCUAGACAUUGACAUCUCUCCAGAAGGACGGGCUGCCCAAAACCGCAGAGGCAUUGCCAUUGUGAUCCACGGGGCUCCCCUUACAGGGAAGACCAGUGCAGCCAUUACCCUAGCCAAACUUUACAGUGCUGCCUGCUUGUCCAUUGACUCUGUGGUACUAGAAGCCAUCUCUGAAGGGAGCAGCCCAGCAGCCCUCCGUGCACGGGAACUCUGCAUCCGAGCCGCCCUAGAGGAUUCGCAGCGGGAAAACAAUGAAGCUGGAGCUGAUGCACCGCCAGCUACAUCUCUGGGUGCCAGGUUGAGUGCUGAAGCUUUGGUCAAGCGCACCCCAGAAGGCAGCCAGCACAGUUCUGAUACUAAAAUAGGACCACUGACAACCACUGCUAGAGGCUACCGGGGAAGUUCAGUAGCAGCCAAGGGCAAGCCUGAGAGUCAUGGGUCACAGGCCCCAAAACAACUACAACCACAACAUCAACAGCCUGAUCAACCUGUAUCUCAGACUCUAGCCAGUUCCAUCACAAGUCUUCCCAUCCAGCGGCGCCUUAGCAUCAGUGCCAGCACAGCAGGAGACUCUGUCAUGCUGAGCUGUGUGUUUCCUGAGGAGCUCUUGGUGGAGAUUCUCUCUGAGAGAAUGCAGCUCAACGACUGCUUUCGUGGUGUUGUAUUUGACGGGCUGGAGACUUCGUUUGCUCGCAACAUUCCAACAGCACUCCUCUGCCUACUCAAAGCAAUUAAUAAUCGGCGCCACAUAUAUUUUGUGAACCUGUUCCAGGACUUUGCAGCCAUGAAAGCCAGAGAAAAAGCCAAGCAAGAGCAGGAAGAACGGGAGCAGCAGGAAGCCACUGCACGGGAGAAGGCUCGUCUUCAGGAGAUGGAUGAAGAGGAAUAUGAUGCCCUCACCGAGGAGCAGAAAAUCCUGUUUGACAGUGAACUGUUGCAGGCACUGCGGGAGCGGAAAAAGAGGGAAAUGGAGAAACUGGCUCGGGAAUUGGAGGAAAAGAAACACCAGCAGGAGCUGGAGCGUUUGCGUGAAGAAGAGGAGAUGAAGAAGAAAAGCAAGCGGUACAAGAGGGAUUUGGCAAAGGAGAAAGAAGAAAAGAAGGGCCAGGCAGCAGCCAAACAAACCGCCCCUUUUCCCUCUUUAAAAUCAGACCAAAAGCUGAAUGAAGGAGUUGAACGGAAAGCAUCUGCUAAGGAACGCCUCGAUGCAAAUGCCAAUGACAAGGAAGAGAAGAAAAAGAAGAGCAAGCCCGCACAGAAUGGACAGCAAGUGGGGGCACCCCCUGGGGCCCAGGAGGAGGAAGAAACUGAGAAGGAAAUGAGUGAAAGUGAGAAGAAUCUGGCUGAGCGGUUCAGGCACUUCGAGGCCUCACAGAAAGACAUUGUUCAGAUCCUUUUGUUCUGGGAUCGGGUUCAGGGCAUCCAGCUGCCACCCCCAGGCUCUGAGGAAAAACAGGAGGAAGCAGAGGACCAGCGGCAGGCACCAUCAGGCCGCAAGGGCCGCAAGGACCGGGAACGAGAGCGGCAGGAAAGGCUGGAGAAGGAGCGAGCCGAGAAAGAGAGGCUGGAAAAAGAGAAGGCUGAGAAGGAGCGUCUAGAGAAGCUGAGGGCCAUGGAGGACAACAGGAUUGCAGGGCAGGAGGGAGAAGGGGAAGUAGACAGUGUUGGAGUCCCAUGCAUAGAAAUCCAGGUGCUCAGUUCUGAGGAUUCUGUCAGCCAGAGGAUCCAAGAGAGCGGCAAGCUUCCAAGCGUACACCAGAUCUUGAAUAGCUUAGGACUGGGUCCUUCAGGGCCUCCCACCCCCCGUGCUGCCUUCUUCUCGAUGGUACCGUACCCAGAGAAACGAAUACUGCCUGCUCCAGGGGAGGCAAUCAAGCACUUCACCUUCAUUAUACCAGAAGAUGCAAGUGUCACCGAAGAUGAUAAGAAGGAUGCUGAAUUCACUGCAGAGAUCAUGAACAGUCUCCCAGCAGUGAAGGAGGAACAGAUCACCCCAACUCGAGGCAGGUCCAAGAAGGAAAAGCCCGAGUCAACCCGUGAGCCGUCGAAGGAUAAAAAGGGCCCAGUUCGUAGCAGGAAGGGCGCUCAUCCCAGCCCUGGCUCGUUGACACCUCUGUCGGAGAUAGAUCAAACUGCCCUGUCUGCAGAGCCGUCCACUGAGAAGCUUAUCAAGCUGACCUCCUUUCGUUGGAUUGUCCCUGCCAAUGGGGAAGUUUUGAUGCGCAUCCAUUUCUCCUCCACAAAAACAGGACUGUUUGAUCAAGUCUUCAACUUUGAGAUCCAGGGAACACGGAGACAGUACCAGGUUUACUGCAGGGGGAUCUGCACAUAUCCGACCAUUUCCCAAGACCCCAAGAUAGUGUUCCCUCACCAUAAGAAGAGUGCCAGACCUGAUGAGAUUUUCUUCAAUAAGUACAUAACGAGCUUGGGUGUGUUUCAUUUUGGCCCCUUGCUCUGCGGGAAGUCAAGAGAUAAGUACAAGGCAAACCGAUGCCUGAAUCACUUUGAAAACAUAACCAUCCUCAACGUAUCUCCUUUGGACUGUGAAAUAUCUUUCUUCUUCCAGUAUGAUGUCAAGGCAAUCACUUACCUCUUGGACCCGCCCACCAUGACACUGAAGCCCAAUGAACAACAGGAACUGACAGUAUGGGCCUAUCCAACGGGCACCGGCAUGUUUGCAGACAACAUUGUCUGCUGCAUUAAGGAAAAUCCAGAGCCUAUAACCUUCCGAAUCUGCUGCCAAGGAGUUCGCCCAGAGCUCGAGCUAGACCGCAAACAACUCCAUUUUGAAAAGCUCCUUUUACACAGGAAGGAAAGCAAGGCACUCUUCUUCAAGAAUAACACCCCACUGCCCGUAGCAUGGCGGAUCAGUGGCCUGGAGAACAUUGGCGAGGACUUCAGUGUGUCAGAUGAUACCGGGAUUGUUGAAGCCUUCUCUGAGUACUGUCUGCAGGUGUACUUCAAGGCUUCCAAGGCAGUCAACGUUAAGAAGGCCAUUCGCCUAGAGGUUUCAGAUGCAGAAAACAUCCUGGGGAUUGUCCAGCUCGAAACCAUACAGAUCAUCGCCGAGGCUUAUGACGUUGCCUUGGACAUCAGCUUCCCCAAAGGUUCAAAUGGUAACUUGGAGUUUGGGUUUGUGCGAGUCUUGGAUGAAGCUAAACAGACGGUGACCCUGAAGAACAAAGGGAAAUAUGAGAUUGGUUUCAGUUUUUCCGUGGAGUCCACAGAGCCUGGAUCACCCAAUCUGAGCCCGCUGUUCUCCAUCCAGCCGCAAAAGGGAAAUUUGGGCCCCAAUGACCGUCCUUCUCAGGUCCAGAUACUUUUUCGCUCCAAGAAGGAAGUGAAUGUGGAGGACAAGCCCAUUCUGAUGUGCCAUGUUAUUGAGCCCAGCCUGGGUGAAGGAGGGGAGGUCAUUGCCAGUAUUCCAGUGAAAGUGACGGUUCAUUCAUUGUUCGCCAAGUACAACAUUUCCCCUCCUGCAGUCAUCAACUUUGGGCCCUUGAUGUACAGUUCCCGGAAGAGCAGCAGUUUCAUCAUUGAGAACAAAGGUUGCAUCGAGUUUAAGUUUGGCAUCUUCAAACAGGUCCGAGACAUCGUUAAUCUGCGGAAAAACACAUUGCACAUCAAAAACUCCCGCUCUCGUGAAGGAGACGUCCGGCAGAACGCUCUGCUGGGCAGACAGAGCAAGCGUUCUGAAUCUAUGCAGAAGGAUACGAGCCUUGUAGCUCAGGCACGCUUCUCCAUGGGUAUGUUCAAUUUGUUUCCUGGAUUUGGCUCCAUUCCACCAGGCUGCCAACAAGUCAUCACCGUGGAUUGCUUGGCAGAUUCCAUUGGGAAGAGUGAAGAAUACCUGACCAUCGAGAUCUCUGACAGGGACCCGGACGACAACCCUAAUGGCAUUCCGUACACGCUUAUUGCAGAAUCGUGCAUCCCAGGCUUUGUGAUUGAUGAUGUCAGAUCUAUAUUUGAGGAGCAUCAGAUCUGCACCAGCAGCUGCCUCAGCCAGGUGCUGAAGGGCUUAGGGUGUAAAGGUGUCUUUGUGACCGAUGAGAACAGAUUUAUCUUCAAUAACGUCCUAGUUGGGCACCAGGCAACAGCCCGGUUCAAGAUCUACAACCCUGGCCGAAUCCCCUGCGAUGUGCUUCUUGCUGUCAAACCAAUCUCUGCCAAAUCUACCAUUCGCAUCAGUGACACCUUUGAGGUCCACCCUUCACGCAUGUGCAUCGCUAGCCGUUCGCACGCCUUUGCAACUGUAUCCUUCUUGCCGCAAGUGAUGCAGAACUACCAGUGCAUUUUUGAGGCUUCUGUGGAUGCUGUGACCAGCAUGGCUGCUAAAACAAAGAGUUUGUCAUUUGAGGUCACUGGGGAUGGAAACCUUCCACAGGUCACCAUUGUUCGCCCUGCACUCCGCAAUAAAAAAGGAAACCCACUUCUCCUCUUCAAGAAACUACUGUUGGGCAAUACAGAGACUCUCCCUCUUGUCCUUAAGAACAGCAGCAGUGUCCUGGUCCAGCUGCAUCUUGAUAUAUCAGAUGAAAAUGGAGCUUUCUUGCUGAAACCUAAACCCGGCACCAACUGCACUUACAUGUCUCAAGCUGAAGACAGCGAAUCCAGUGAGGGAGGCAGGAAACCACACACGGCCGCGCUGGUCUUGCACUGUGAGGAAUCGGCUGAGUUCAGUGUGGUUUUCCAAGCAACUGUGACCCAGCAUUUUGAAGGGCAGAUCCACCUCUCUAUCGUGGACAACCAGUAUGAGGAGACUGUCAUUCAGAUGGUAGGCGAAGGCUACCAGGACGAUGUCACACUGGACAACAUAACCAGCUUGGUGGCAGAGGGUGAUGGGGAGAAUGCUGAGAGGCAUCUGGAAGAGGAUGUAGCAGAGAGUGCUAGAGUGGAUUAUAUCCAGUUUGGGGACUGUUACAUCGGGAAGACCUAUCAAACGACGUUCACAAUAACCAAUCACAGCAAGUCUGAUGUGAUGAGAUUUGAAUGGCCCACUUGGGGCCCGCUUCAGUUUUCUCCACAGGUCGGCCAUCUCCACGCCGGAUGCUCCAAACACACCAUCCUGACCUUAAAAUCCAGCAUGCCCAUCACCUUCAAAGCUCAGCCAGUCAAGUGCAAGGUUUGCAAGAUUGCCUUCCAGCAACCAGCUGAGCAACUGCCCGAUUGGGACGAUCGCCUGCACACAGUCAAGUGGGUCGAUGUUUCGAAGACAGGCCCGCACACGCGCCCGUCUAAGAAGAAGGUGAUAGAGACUGAUCCUGAGCCUGCUCACACUGUUGUGGAGGACAGUGACCGGGAGCUGGAGCUUCGGGUCAGCGCUACUAUCGAUUUUGCCCAGUUUGAGAUGGAGGUGGAACCUGUGCACUUCAAGGAGACUCUGCUCUUCCAGACACGAGUUUUCAAAAUGGAACUGUCCAAUACUGGGAAUGUGCAGCUGGAUUACUUCUGGAAAGUGGUCAUGGAGGACAGCGGGAGGGCAGUCAACUUUGCUAAGGAACUGGGACCAACAAACUCAGAAGGGGAACCUCCAUCUGCUACAUCAUGUCUUUCCGACAGCCGACCCCUCAGCCAGCUCGGGAGCAUGUUAGAAAGCUUGUCUUCCUACCUGCUCCCAGUAGCCCUCCGCCCCCCGUUCUCCAUAGAGCCCAGUUCUGGUAUCAUCCCUGCUGGGAGCUCCCAGGUCCUCCAAGUGAAAUUCUCUCCCCAGGAACUGGGAGAGUUUGAGGGUCGUCUACUCUGCAGUAUUUCUAACCUGAAGGAGGACGAGGAAGGCCCAGUGGUGGCUGUAAAGGGGAAGAGCCUCCUGCCUUACUGCCAUUUUGAGCUGAAAGAGUCCGAUUACAUCACUGCAAACAGACGCAAUCCAGACCUGCGAGGACCUGGGGGGACAGCCCUGGAUCCAAACACAAAAGUGAUUGAAUUCACGGCCCUAGGAGUGCACGUCAGAAAUAUCCAGAGCUUUACAAUCGUGAACCCUACCAACACCCCUUACACUUUCCAGUGGAUCUGUGAGCAACAGAAGGAAAUACAAAAACAAUCUGCCUUUGUCUGCCUUACCGAGAAGGGUCAGCUCCGACCUGAGAAAAAAGUGCAGGUCACAUUUGAAUUCCUCCCUGAACAUCUGGAUGUCACAGAAUCCUUUUGGACCUUUACAAUCCCUGAACACAAAAUUUCUGUCCCAUUCCUCUUGGUGGGCCACACCACAGACCCUUCUGUGUCUCUGGAUAGAUACCAUAUCAACUUCCACUCACUCUUGAUUGGACACGAGGCACGGAACAGCGUCAAUAUUAUAAACAAUGAGAACGAAACCUUCAGUUUUGCUUUCAGAGAGAGCACCCGCUUUUCAGAGGGACGGCUCAACUGUCUGAAAAUACAGCCCAUGGAAGGCUCCAUCCCACCUUGUUCCAGGAUUCCUGUCAAUAUCUUCUUCAUGCCAAUGCUGGAAGGGGGCGUAAACUUUAACCUGAUAUGCGAUGUCAACAGGAAAACCCAUCCUCUUUGCUUGAAUGUCAAGGCCACUGGCCACACCAUGAACUUGACUGUGAAGUGCGAAGAAAGUAGCAGUGUGGUUAUUGAGCUGGACUCUGAUAAGGUGAACACUAUCAAUUUUAAAGAGAUACAAGUGAACGAUUAUGCCCACUAUACCUUCUCUAUCCAAAACACUGGAAAAUUCAACUUUGCCUUCACCUGGAAGUUCAACAACACCAAAGGACUGCAGCGAUAUUUUGCCAUCUCUCCAAAUAGCGGCAUGGUGGAUACUGGGGAAUUUGUGGAGAGCACAUUGUCAUUCCACCCACUGAAAAAAUGUACCUUAAAGGAUGUUGAGCUCAGACUACAGAUCAGCCAUGGCCCCACAUUUAUUUGUGCACUCCGAGGUUCAGCUGUAUCUCCCAACAUACAUUUCUCCUUCACUAAAGUGGACUUUCGAAACUGCUUCAUCUACCGCGCUGGGAUGCCCGUUCCCAAACGGGUCCUGACAGUCACAAACAAGGAUGACAGAGUUUUAAGCCUGGACUGCUUGUUCACCAGCACACCUUACCUUGAGGUGGGUUUCCAGGGUGAUGUGCUAAGUCCUGGAGGAAAGAUAGAGAUUCCAUUCACCUUCUAUCCCCGAGAGGCCAUUUCUUACCAUGAAGCUGUCACCUUUGAAAUCAACGGGCUCUCAAAACAGAUCGUUGAAGUUCUUGGGAACGGGAUUGAGAUGACGAUCGAUGUUGUUCAGCCUCCCAGCAAAGUAUUGAAACUUGGAGCUGUUUCUCCAGGACACACUGUGAAGAAAACAGUUACCUUGGUGAACAACAGCGUUUGCUUUGUCUCCUUCAACCUCGGUUUUAUGUCCAGUGUGCCGGAGUUGCAGGAAGGAAAGGUUCUGACCAUGUCUCCAUCUACUGAUAUCAGCCUGAAGUCCAGAGGUGGCACCUGCCACGUGGAGGUGACUUUCAGCCCGAAAAGCCGCAUCCUGCAGUUCACAGAGGAGGUUCUCCUUGAGUACCAUGGAAUUCUGCAGUCUCUCUUCAUAGUGCAAGGAUGCUGCCAGGGCAUCGAAGUCAGCCUGGACCAGAAUUAUGUCCCUUUCGGUGCAGUGAUACUGCGGAGUCAGGCAUCCAGACGGAUCAUGAUGCACAACACAGGAGACAUUGGAGUAGGAUUUAAAUGGGACACUAAGCGCUUCAAACCAGAUUUCUCCAUCAAACCUGCGGAGGGCUACAUUUCUCCAGGGAUGGACGUCUCCUUCGAAGUGACCUUUCACCCUUGCGAACAGAGCCAGGACAUCUGCUAUGAGAACCUGCAGUGUCAGAUCCAAGGCAGUGAACCCCUCAAGCUCACCCUGAGUGGAUGCUGUGUGGGACUCGCCCCAGUAAAAGAGGUGGUCAAUUUCCAAUGCCAGGUGCGUGCCAAGCAUACACAAACCAUAAUGCUGUCCAACCGGACCAUUCAGCCCUGGACCCUGCGGCCCAUCAUUGAGGGAGAGCAGUGGAAAGGCCCAGAGUUCAUCAGGGUGGAAGCCCACCAGCAAAACAAGCCCUAUGAGAUCACCUACAGGCCCCUCGCCAUGAAUGUGGAGGGCAAGAAGGAUCAGGGCUCCAUCUUCUUCCCGCUCCCAGAUGGGACAGGGCUGUUAUACCACCUGCAAGGCACCACAGAGCCUCCCAAGUCUGCAGGGAACAUCUUGAGAGAAGUUCCAUGUAAAACGUCCUACACCGAGCUGCUUCCCAUCUCCAACUGGCUCAACAAACCACAAAGGUUCCGUGUCUCAGUGGAAAUUAUAAAACCAGAACGCCUGGAAGUUAUCACGACCUUGAAAACACUGGAUUAUAUUGAUGUGCCCGCUGCUGCCAAGAAGGAUCACAAGCUCACCUUCUUCUCUUACAAGGAAGGAAUGUUCUCUGCAAAGGUGACGUUCCGCAACGAGGUGACACAGGAGUACCUUUUCUACCUGAUCACUUUCAAGGCUGUCCCUUGUGGCCCUCUUGGCACCAUUGAGCUGACCACCUCCGUCCGGCACAGCACUUCCUCCACCGUGAAGGUUGAAAACCCACUGCAAUAUCCAGUGACCUUCAACACAGACUGUAAAGUGCCUGAUAUCACCCUCCCACCCCAGAUUGUCGUCCCGGCUCAGUCUGAGGGAACAUUGUCCUUCGAAUUCCAACCAAUGAGACCUGGAGAAACUAGUGGACGCCUGUCCCUGAACAGCAAUGAGUUGGGUUCCUUCCAGUAUGAUCUGAUCCUGAAAUCCACACCAGCCCGGCCAGAGAGGGCCCUUUACUUCUGUACCAUGCUGGGCAGCAGCCAGAGCCUUAUCACCAAGUUUGUCAACUACACCCGCCAGAAGACAGAGUAUUCCACCAAAAUUGACAGCCCCGAUUUCCACGUAGACAAAGUUAUCAGUGCAGCUGCAGGAUCUCAAACAGGCACAGAAGUCAACGUGGAGGUGACCUUCGAGCCUUGCCAGCUGGGAGAAAUGAGGGGAACGCUUGUCCUCUCCUCUGUCAUAGGGGGAGACUAUACAAUCCCUCUGUGUGGCACAUCAGUUCUCCCCAAGCCCCAGGGGCCUUUUCAGAUCAGAUCUGGCUCCAACACAACCAUCGUCUUCAAGAAUGUGUUCUUGCAGCCCAUGACGUUUUCCUAUGCUGUAGAGAACCCAGCCUUCACCGUUAAGGCACCGGAAAACAUUCGUCCCAAGAAAACUGCCACAAUUGUAGUCUCUUUUGACGGACACCCCAGUGGCAACAAAGCCCCUGUCACCAGCAAGUUAGUUGUCUCUUGCCCACGUGCGACUGGAAUGGGCUCAGGCAUCUCCUGGGUUUACUAUCUAAAGGGGAUCUUGCCUGAUAAAUGAGCUUAUAGCAUCUCAUAGAGUUGUCCCUUUUGUUCAAGCCUUGAGGAAGGAAAGGCCCCUUAAACUUGAUUCCUAGUGUCUGAUUCCAAAUGGGAUGCGUUCCUUCCUUCCAGCUGCACUUUUCAAGAACAGAAAAAGCCCUCUGUGGGUAAAUGUCCCCAAGACAAGCUGGAAGAACUGCAGGGCGUGUUCUGAAGGCCUUGCACAGGUAAGAUCCUCACCAAAACGUACAGAGGUUGCUUUUAUACAGGAGGGCACCGUACACUACCCUAGGAAUAUCCGUCCCAUCUUGAAGAUGUAUUUCAAUAAAAGUCGUAACAACUGAAUGAACCAACAGAAGUAACAGCCCAAAAUGUUGCCUGGAAAUGUGCAAGAUGACCCCCCCACCUUGAAACCCACAAUCUGAAAAGUUUCACAUUCCUUUCGGCAAGGCUCAUUUGUUAUAUAAGAUCUUAUUUUGGAAUAAACUUAUUAAAUAAAG
Messenger RNA from Sphaerodactylus townsendi, 15875 nucleotides. It is a transcript of the gene HYDIN, whose product is annotated as HYDIN axonemal central pair apparatus protein. NCBI's taxonomy places the organism in Eukaryota, Metazoa, Chordata, Lepidosauria, Squamata, Sphaerodactylidae. Gene Ontology annotation, cellular component: axoneme. The transcript has 86 exons. Gene Ontology annotation, biological process: axonemal central apparatus assembly; cilium movement. Bases 113 to 15394 code for a protein of 5093 amino acids. The record is from RefSeq and is a predicted model, not a curated record.